AUGGAGGGUCGGCGUUAUAAGCCUCACGUAGCAUUGUACGCAGGCAGCGGAUGGAGGCAUCUCAUUCCUUGUCUUGAGCUGGCGAAGCGCCUCUGCACCCAACACGGCUUCUCCAUCAUCUUCAUCACUCCAGACAAGUACGCACCACAGAAACAAGAUUACAUAAAACAGGUGCACUCUGUGUGUGUGGACAUGCUUGUUCUGGAGGAGACCACGGAAAACAAAGUCGAGGGGUUUCUUAAGCUUUUUCUGUACCUCAAUGUUCCUCUCUGCGCUUACAUAGUAGAUAACCUUUGGGCAACGACUCGGGAAAUGGUUGCCCAUCAUUUGAACGUUGGGUCGGCGCUAAAAAUACCCACUUAUGUGUUUUUCGGCUACUCUGCCUCGUAUCUCUGCCUCUCGUUUCUCAAAGACAUGAAUCGCCAUCAGCAGGGAGACAUACCAGGGCUUAGAUUUGUUACAGCGAGUGACAUACCGGGAGGUCUUCUUGAGGACAAGUUUCCUUUAGAGCACAUUCUCCCGGUCUCCGAGCUCAUUGGGGUGCGCGGUAUUAUUGUAAAUUCUUGCCGGGAUCUGGAAAGUUCACAGAUAGGUGCUCUAGAAAGUUCUCAGCCGCCAUUGAUGAGUAUAUACAGUAUUGGGCCGCUUCUGCCGGAAUCUGAACCACCUGGGUCGGAUUCUGCGAAGCAAAAGUGUGAGAAAUGGCUUGAAAAGAAGCCCAAGGAUUCUGUCCUGUUCGUUUUCUUGGGCCCUGCGUUACUGUCAGUGGAGCAGAUCCAAGAACUCGCCUUUGGGCUUGAAGGCAGUGGGCAGAAAUUCAUUUGGGUUUUGAAAGCAGGAGCCAAGUCCGAUUACAGUCUGUUGGAGAUGGUGAGAGGGGAAGCCCAAGUUCAUUCUGUGUCGGAAUUGCUUCCAUUUGGGUUCGAGGAGCGUGUGAGAGAUCAGGGACUGGUUCUUGAUAGCGCCCCUCCCUUGGGCUUUCUUCUUGCUCACCAGUCCAUUGGUGGCUUUCUUACCCACUGUGGCUGGAAUUCUACCCUGCAGAGCAUUGGGAACUCGAAGCCCAUGAUUGCUUGGCCACAGUUUGAGAACGAACAGAGACUUAAUGCUCUUGUCCUGGUCAAAGAAAUGAAGAUUGCUGUUGAAGUGCAGAAAGGAAUGGAUAGAUUGGUGAGCAGAAGCGAAGUGGAGAGAUGUGUUGGGGUGUUAAUGGGAGGUGGAGGUGAAGGAAAAGAUAUGAGGAUGAGAGUGAGUGAACUGGCUGCCAAGGUCAGAAAUGCAACCACUGAGGAAGGAAGUUCACGACAAGCACUCGAUUCUUUGGCUGCCUUGUUCAUGUCGGACAUGACACUUAGAGGAUAA
This is a messenger RNA of Cryptomeria japonica (Japanese cedar), 1362 nucleotides long. Its product is annotated as isoflavone 7-O-glucosyltransferase 1. The transcript has a single exon. The record is from RefSeq and is a predicted model, not a curated record. Lineage: Eukaryota; Viridiplantae; Streptophyta; Pinopsida; Cupressales; Cupressaceae. The coding region runs from base 1 to 1362 and encodes 453 amino acids. Gene Ontology annotation, molecular function: UDP-glycosyltransferase activity.